Molecule: messenger RNA, 798 nt
Organism: Prorocentrum cordatum
Lineage: Eukaryota; Dinophyceae; Prorocentrales; Prorocentraceae
Source: the annotation of a GenBank genome assembly
AUGGACGAUCCUGAUGUUGAUCCUUUUGAAUUUGAUGAAGCAUCUGACAGUCAGCCAUAUCUGCCAGUCACAUGCGACCAGGGCGGCCGCUGCGACUGCGGGUGCUACGUCAUCGUCUCGGUCGCUACACUCACCUGUCACCAGGUGGCAGGCAGAGAGCGCCACAUGUGCGCCUAUUGCUUUGACGAUAUCGGCCUCUUGCUCGACGAGGGGGUUCGUCGACCUGAUGUCAAGGUUGCUGGCCAGGCGAAGGGCAAAAGCGACUCGUAUAUCGUGACGCUCAACUCCAGCUCGCUGGGUCCACUGUGCGACUACCUUGUGGACAGCACUGCUCAUGUGGUGCUUGCGCAAGAGCGCCAUGUUCCUGAUACCAAGCUUGGCGAGCGACAGUCGCAAGUUGAAGAUACUGGCUGGAGAGGGCUCUGGGGCCCCGCCGUGCCCAAUCAGGAUGGAGGGCCUGGCACCACAGGCGGCGUUGCAGUUUUGGUCAGGUCACAUAUUCCUAUCAAGGCGCCCCCUGGCUGCGCUAGUCACGUCCUUGUCCCUGGCAGGCUUGUGGCUGCACACGUCAUGUCUUUUCUGCCUGGCGGUGUCGUCUUCCUGUCGGCUUAUCUCAAGGACGGCGAAGGAUAUGGACCGUGCAACGCCGAGUUGGUGUGGGAGAUUAUCGAGUACCUCUCAGUGCUCAACGGCAUGCAGAUCCCGUGGGUCAUCGGCGCCGAUUUCAACAUGCCGCUCGCUGCCCUGGACCAGUCCGACUGGAUCGCGGCUGCUGGCGGACUGGCUUUCGUUUCUGAG